This is a messenger RNA of Geodia barretti, 965 nucleotides long. The record is from the annotation of a GenBank genome assembly. Lineage: Eukaryota; Metazoa; Porifera; Demospongiae; Tetractinellida; Geodiidae.
UCAGCAUAAAAUGCUGUAUCAUCACAUAGUUACAAACCUGUGGGAGAGUAAGGUUUGUGUAAUCUGUGGUGUGUCUAUAUACAGAACACCAAGCUCAUCAAGGACGAGGUGCUCAUUCUGAUAGUGUUUGGUAUGGUGGCUGUGGACCUCAUCAUUCUCUGCAUCUACUUUGGUGUGGAAGGUUGCAGAGGUAACCUGGAGGCUCGGAGAGUGAGGAAUGCUGAGAACGAGGAUGAUGUUGAAGGGGUACGGCGGAUUACCACUGAGUUUUACACCUACAUCUGCAACUCCAACGGCCGUAAAAUCUUCCUCGGAAUUCUCUACGGCUACAAGUCCUUGUUACAGAUUCUCUCUCUGUUCCUGGCAUUUGCCACACGACGAGUGAAGGUCAAAGGUCUCAACGACACCAAGGCCGUGGCGGGAGCAGUCUACGUGACCUCCAUCACAUUCACAGUUCUGUUUGUCUCCACGUACAGCGUGGUGGAGUACAUCAACGUCUAUGCCGCCAUCUUCUCUGUGGCUUUGUUCGUUGGAACCUCUGCCAUCCUUGUCCUCCUGUAUAUCCCCAAGAUGGUGAGUCUAUACCAGGAUCCGGAGGGGCUGACGGUGUUCAAAACAGGAGUCACCAUGGCAGCGGCCACGGCCAAGGCCUCUUCAGACCAGUCCACCAUCGAGUCUCUCAGGAGAAGGAUCAGGGAACUGGAGACCAUUGUUUCUCAGAAUUCUGGUCGUCCGUCGUCAUCAGCCUCGGCCCAGCACCUGGUCCCCCGUACACAGCACUCCCACCGUCUGUCCACUGGCUCAGACAUCUCUCUGGAGAUGAGUGGGGAGACCAGGGGCCACAAGACUAUAUGGGACGAUGGAGACACACAAAAGAAUGGCACCGACAACAAAGACACUGAACUCUAACUCUACAUUGCAUCCUUGUUUGAAAAGAUGAUCAUUGUCUCAUUGUCUUACAGUCA